Molecule: messenger RNA, 5062 nt
Organism: Notolabrus celidotus (New Zealand spotty)
Lineage: Eukaryota; Metazoa; Chordata; Actinopteri; Labriformes; Labridae
Gene: rps6kc1
Product: ribosomal protein S6 kinase polypeptide 1
Exons: 16
Coding region: 123-3470 (1115 amino acids)
Biological process (GO): protein phosphorylation
Cellular component (GO): early endosome
Molecular function (GO): protein kinase activity; phosphatidylinositol binding; ATP binding
Source: RefSeq, a predicted model, not a curated record
UUCACAGUUUUCCCUCAGGGUGGAGCUCUAAGAUAAUAUCCUGACUGUCACUGUGCUGCUGUCAGGGAAUGAAUGUGAACGGCUAGCCGGCUGGUAGCUUUGGCAAUGUUGUCAUUAUCAGAAUGAUAUCGCAGCGGGACAGAGGAGAACUUGCUCGGUUUUAUACUGUUACAGAUCCCAAAAAGCACCAGAAAGGAUAUACUGUCUACAAAGUGACCGCAAGGAUCAUCUCCAGGAAGAGCCCGGAGGAUGUGCAAGAGAUAACAGUAUGGAAGCGAUACAGUGAUUUCCGGAAGCUUCAUCAAAACCUCUGGCAGCUGCACAAGAAUGUAUGUAGCCAGUCGGAGCUGUUUCCUCCCUUUGCAAGGGCCAAAGUCUUUGGUCGUUUUGAUGACUCAGUAGUUGAGGAGAGAAGACAGUGCUCUGAGGAUCUGUUACAGUUCUCUGCUAAUAUCCCUGCUCUCUACAGCAGUCAGCACAUCCAAGAUUUCUUCAAGGGAGGCGAGGUUCACGACGGCUCAGAGCUCAUUGGACCAGCUGAGCCCUUUUCUGACUUUCUGGCAGACAGUUUAUCUGACUGCAGCUCUGACGUGCAAAGAGACAUCAGUGGUGCAGAUGAUUUAACCAUCACAUCUGAGUAUGGAGGCCCGUCCAGUGACAGCGACCUGACCUCCCUGGCUGUGGAUUCGGACUCUCUGGCUGGGCUGGAUGAUGGCAUGGCCUCAGGUCGCACCUCCCCAAACCAGCCACAGGGGGGAGCCACCAACAUUAGCAGCAGCUGCAGUCCUCGCUUGCCCUCCCUGCACAAUCGUCGCACCCCAUCUCCUGCCCCGGUUCCUGCAUCCUCAGCCCCUAACCCCGAGGUCGGCUGGCCAGGUCGAACACCACUCUUCUCCGGCAGCCUGAAGAAAGCCAGUAGUGGCAACACAAAGGACGCAAAGUCAGACUAUUUAGACAGAGCCAGUGAGCUUAUCUCUUUAGCUGAACAAAAAGAGAAAGAGCAGGACUUCCAAGCAGCUUUCUCCUGCUAUCGCAGCGGAGUGGACCUGCUGCUGCAAGGAGUGCAAGGUGAGCCCAGUCCCACGCGGCGAGAGGCCGUGAAGAAGAAGACUGCUGAGUAUCUGAUGCGCGCUGAACAGAUUUCCAGUCAGCAUCUGAGAAGCAACAUGGGUCAAGGGUCAACACAGACGGUGGCUUUGGGGGCACAGUGCUGUGCAUCCACCAGCAGAGGAGGCCAGGAGAGUCCUUCUGAGGAGCUGAGAGCCUACAGGGUGCUGGGGGUCAUAGAUAAGGUUCUUCUGGUCAUGGACAAGAGAACACAAGAGACAUUCAUCCUGAAAGGUUUAAGGAAGAGCAGCGACUGUGGGCGGAUUAAGAGGACCAUCAUGCCUCACUCUGUGCCCCACAUGGUGCAGCUGAGGAAGUUCAUCAUCUCUGAAGACGCUGUUUUCCUCUUGCUGCAGUACGCGGAAGGUGGGAAGCUGUGGUCUCACAUAGGGAAGUACCUGCGUGAUUCCAGUCCAGAUGAGAGCUUUGACAUUCCUUUCAUCCAGAAGAGCCACACAACAGCUGUCCACUCUCCACGACAUGCUGUACCAAAGCUGGAUGUCGGUUCAGCCAGUUCUGGUUCUGGGCCACUUGCUUGUUCUGAUUCUAUCUCAGGGCUGCAGAAAGGAGAGGACAACGUUGUCAAGUCUUCUCGGAAAAGCAUUCUUCCAUCCAAACUUUUGGAAAAAUUUGGAGCAAAGUCAGACUCUGUAGCCACCUCAGAGGAGGAGUGCACCAACAGCUACCUGACACUUUGCAAUGAGUACGAACAGGAGAAAGUAGAACCAGUCGUACUUGAAAAAGAGGAAGAGAAGAGCGAGCAGGAAAUGCUGUCGCUGGAGGUCCCCAACACGACGACCACCACGUCGUCACGCAGCCGCUCGCUACUCAGCAACGACAGCCUCUCUUCUCCCAUCAGCUCUCAGGAACUCGGCUUCUUCACAGAGUCGUCCGACAAAAGUGGCAACACAGCCGACAACGAGCAAUACAGAGGGGACGGCCAGGACAACAGUGAAGUCUUCAGUCCUCUGCCAUCCCCUGCUGCACCUCUAUCCUUGGAUCAGUCUAAGCACACGCCAAUGGAGUUCUUCCGCAUCGACAGCAAAGACAGCGCAAGCGAGGUGACCUGUCUCGACUCAGGAGAGCGGCGUCCCUCUCUUAAGCAGGUCUCUGUCUUUUCUACAUCUGACCUGGGCUCAGAUGUCAAUGAGGAUCUCCCAGAGCUGGCUCAGGAGGUCAAAGGCCACAGCUCGGAGCUUUGGGGAUUUGACUUUAGCGAUAAAGGCUCUAAUGAGUCAGUGCCGGUGAUUUCAUUCAAAGAGGCCGUAGUGGAGGAUGAGGGUCACCCACCGGACCUUUUGGUUAACCUGCCUGAAUUAAGUGGGACUGUAGACUCCUUGCAGGAGGAGUUAGAUUCUUCCGGGGUGUGUCUUGGCCUUGAAGCUUCAGCAUCUCCUCAGAAAUUAGUCCAGCCUGAUGUCUUACAGCUUCACAGCCAGCCUGAGGAAGAGGAGGAGGAGCAGCUGCUGGAGCAGGAGCUCUCAUCUUUCUGUACAGCGUCUGCAACCUGUGACACCAGCGUUACAUCUUCCCCCUUCAACUCGCUAUGGGACGACUGCAGCUUGGCAUUCGCACAAGAGGCCUCUGAUAAAAUGGGAAUUGAUCCUGCAUGCCAAAAUAACGACCUCCCCCUUGAUACAGACUUGCACAAUGAGAAACUAGAUGCCAGUAUGUGCGUUAAUAAAGACUUGGUACCAAAGCCCAGCGGCAAAAACGGGAGUGAGGCCAGCGCGGUGAUUGAGAGUUUACCAGGUCUUGGUGGUGAAUCAUCAAAAGUUGUUAGCGUGAAAGGCGGAAGUGAAUUUGAUAAAGAUGUAUCACGGCUGUUCGCGGAGCUAGACGAGCUGUCGUUGGCUGCAUCCCAAGCUCACAUCCCUGAGGAGUUUGUACGAUGCUGGGCCGGGGAGAUGGUGACGGCUCUGGACUUCCUGCACCAAGAGGGAAUCAUCUGUCGAGACCUGAACCCCAACAAUAUCCUGCUCGACCACCAAGGUCAUGUUCAGCUUACAUACUUCUGCAGCUGGAGCGACGUGGAGGAUUCGUAUGAUAAAGAGGCCAUCGCCAAUAUGUACUGUGCACCAGAGGUGGGAGGGAUCAGCGAGGAGACGGUAGCAUGUGAUUGGUGGAGUUUGGGCGCCAUCCUUUUUGAGCUCCUGACAGGCAUGUCUCUGCUGCGGUGCCAUCCAGCAGGAAUCGGUCGCCACACCGCUCUCAAUAUCCCCGAGUCUGUUUCAGAGGAGGGCAGGUCUCUGCUGGAGCAGUUGCUCCAGUUCAACCCAAUGGAGAGACUGGGGGCAGGUGUCGGAGGUGUGGACGAUAUCAAAGCCCACCCUUUCUUUGCCAAAAUAGAGUGGCCCAAAUAGACGCUAUGCAUUUUGGGACUGCAGAAACCAGACUUGCACUGAUGCCCUGGAUGAACUCCUUUCAGAAGGGACGGCUAAACAGAUCCAACUUAAAACAGAUGCAUCUCAAUUUUUUUGCGCUGCCAUACAGUCCCCAGUUGAUUUUUUGAUUUGUACAGACUUUGCCAAGAAGCAGUGUUACCUUCCUUGUAAAAAUGCUACUUUUUUUAUUCUCACAAGUUUACAGUGAAACUUUUCUUUUUUUUUGUUUUGAGCAGGGAACACUUAACAACAUGUGGUGCAAUAAUUCGCACAGUUCGUGCUGGUACUGAGUGAUGAUCCACUACAGCAUUGUUGCUUUAACACUCCUUAUACAUUAGCUGUGAGCCAAAAUGACACAACUGAGAGUGAGGGCUGACAUGUGAGUUAUUUUUUCAUGCAUACAUACAUUGAUUAAUUAUUGCAUGCUUAGCAUUAAACUGACAGAUUUCUGUCCCCUUUUGUAGAUCCAUGUGCAAUACACUCAGUUAGUUUCUACCUAUAACACUUAUAUCAUUCCUCACAGAGCCCACUGAGAUUAGCCAAGCCUUUUAUUUAUGAGAGCUUGAUGCUCUGAUCUAGAAACAUAGGAUUAAUACUACAACGCGGUCAAAGUUGGGCUGCUUUUUUGGUAAACAGCCCGCAUUUAGUAAUAGAGAUGGACACUAUGCAAGGGGAAUAAGCUGGAGUACCUUUUUUCAAGUGAAGAAUUAAGUUAUAACAAGUUUGAUUUAGUGCUUAUUUUCAAAAAAUCCUAUCUGGGAAGAGAGAUGGGCAUCAAUAUCAUUGGUGUUUUCAAUGACGGUGUGUUAUAUCCAUUGAUUAAAAAAAGAAUAAGGAACGAGAAUGCUUAGACUGCACAUUUGAAACCAGCCCUUUUAAUGAAUUAAGUUGUUUUUAUGAAUAUCAGAGCACUGAAUUUGCAGCAUGAAAGAACAUGAUUUAUGUAAAAUACUUAAAAAACUAUGUCAAAAUCUAUUCAACAAUAAAUAAUGUGUGAUGAAGUGUAAUUGUAAAUAGGACUUUUACAAGAUGUGCUGAGAGAAAGCUCCACCCAGGUCUCCAGGCUUUACGUCCAACCUGUCAAUCACUCACUGCCUCAUCAAUCAAAUCCUUUGUGCAUUUUCUUUCUUAGUAAUACAUCCUCUAACUUGCCAUGAAGAUCAAAUUGAUGAUUUUAUAAUAUCUAUAAUGACUAUAAUGAGUGAUAUGGUAAAACACUUCAGUGGUGACAUUUAAUGCCAUAUAUCAUUACUUGUAUAAUGGGAUGAGACUUGCGAGAGUGACUGGAGCUCAUAUCAAACAUGUUCCUACAUUUGUCUAACAUCACAUGGAUAAUCACUCCUCUGUAAACGCUGCUCUCUGUUUCACUUCACACUGAUGUUAACUGACUGAUAAUGUAAAUUAACAAAGUCCAUAUUCCAACCAUUAACUCCCUUUUUGUCAGACAAACAUUGCAGUGAGAUCAGGGUUUAAAUCUUUUAAUGAACGCUUACUCUCCAGUCUCUGCUGGCUCCGUGUCCAUACAGGUCUGUCAAUCACUCUGGAUAACAAUAAACAUACCUGGACGAGAA